AUGGCUUCCACCUCUGUGGGUGGUGCCCACCAGCAUGCUGUUGGUGAGAGGCAGUCCCCCUACAGCACAACCCCCAUCAUUACCACCAAUGCCAAAUGUCCCACCACCUACACCAAGUCCUAUUGGGCCAUCAAUGGCAGCCUCUCCUACCUGCUGGGCUCAUGGUCCAGCAUUGGCUCCUUCAGUGUUGUCAACAAGACCAUGGGUGUGAUCAUGCAAAUGCUCAAGGUGAACAACACCUCUGACUACUUUGACCACUACCUCCAGGGAACCAGUGUCACCUGCACCCACCAGACUGAGACUGGGAGCUUUGUCAGCAACAUGAUGGGUUCAAGAAGCAAGGCAAGAUGCUGUGAGAUGGUGGGUGAUUUCCAUGGCAUAUGA
Acanthamoeba castellanii str. Neff is the source of this 384-nucleotide messenger RNA. RefSeq lists its product as uncharacterized. Lineage: Eukaryota; Discosea; Longamoebia; Acanthamoebidae. The transcript has 3 exons. The record is from RefSeq and is a predicted model, not a curated record. The coding region runs from base 1 to 384 and encodes 127 amino acids.